Messenger RNA from Tripterygium wilfordii, 3042 nucleotides. RefSeq names its product VPS35 endosomal protein sorting factor-like. Bases 60 to 2840 code for a protein of 926 amino acids. Gene Ontology annotation, biological process: endocytic recycling. Gene Ontology annotation, cellular component: endosome. The transcript is spliced from 23 exons. The record is from RefSeq and is a predicted model, not a curated record. Lineage: Eukaryota; Viridiplantae; Streptophyta; Magnoliopsida; Celastrales; Celastraceae.
CUAGUUUAGGACUUGCUCCGUUGGGAAUUCAGUUGGAAAAAAUCACAGCCUCUCUACCGAUGGAGUUCAGGGACCGAGACUAUAGAGCCGAAGAAGAAGCACAGGCGCUCCCUCGUUCACGCGCAGAUUGUCACCCUCUCUCGUACCAAUCUCCAUCUCCGUCGCAUCGGCACCAGGUUGAUAAAUUGGAUUCUGAAGAUAAGAAUUUCUUUGAUCCAUUGAGAGGGCCAGAUGCUAAUGUGACAGUUUCUGUUGAUGAUGUACAAGAUUUUGAUAAUGCUUCAAAAGUGGGAGUCUCUAGUGGAGCAGCUAGUCAAGUUCCAUCAAAGGAGUGGAACUCUUUUAAGAGGUUCUUGAUGCAGAGGUUUCCUUUCUCCAAAAUGGUUUCCAUUUUUUCAAUGUCUGAUGCACUUGUGAAAAGUGGCAAAGCGUAUGAGAAAUCUUCAGCAAGCAUGCAUUUAGAUGAGCUGAAUGAUAUGGAAAAGUCUUCUGAAGAAGAUGACAAGGUCAUUACUCGGCAAGAGUAUAUCUCCCGAUUACAUGAGCUCAAAGAUGAAAUAAACCGUGCUUGGGCUGCUGAAGAUCGUGUUACAUCUCUGAAGUUAUCAAUUAAGGUUGCUAGGCUUUUGAUGGACACAUCCGUCUUAGAAUUUUAUCCUACAAUAUUUGUUCUUGUUACGGAGGUAAUGGACAUGCUUGGUGACUUGGUAUGGGAACGCAUUAAGCAGAAAGCUGAAUUCACUGAAGAUGAAACCAGAGUUUGCACCUUAUCAGAGAAUUUUGGAGCCAGUGAUAUUUGCUUUGAUGCCAAGGAAACCUGCAACAACUGGUUUUGCAAAGUGGGUUCUGUCCGCGAGCUCCUUCCACGCAUUUAUUUGGAGCUGGCAAUAUUGCCUUGCUGGCGUUUUCUGCAUGACCGACCUGAAGAAUGUCUACAGCGUGUGGUUAUGAUGACAAGAGGGUUAGCAGAUCCAUUGGCUUCUUCGUAUUGUCGUUUGUAUAUGGUCCACUGUGCUCGGAAGUUGCCUGCAUGUGAUACAGGAUAUUUGAUUACAUGCAUUAAUGACAUCAAGGUUCUAUUGAUGCGGACGAUAUCAACAACAGAAUCCCCAUAUGCCUAUCUUACAGAUAAUAAGAAGUUGCUUGUCAGUUUAAUGGAGCCAACUAUUGAGUAUCUUAUUAAAUGCAUACUUAAUGAUGCAUCUCAGAGGCAAUUAGGUAAAAUACUAGUUGAGCUUGGGAUUGGAAAGACACAGUUGGAGUUGUCUGGGAGUUCACCAUGUAUCUCAAUCAUUCUUCAUCAUCUGCUGAAAGAGCUCCCAACUGAAGUAGUUGUCUCUAAUUCUAUGGAGAUAUUUGAUGUCAUUAGGUAUACCAAUGAUCAUUCUUUUGAUCAGUGUUUGAAUUACAGGUUACUUGGAUUUAAGCUAUCUGAGAGCAGAUCUCAAAUGGAAAUUGUCAAUGCAGUGGUGGAUAAAGUUAUUCAGGUUGUUACUGAAUAUGAUAGACUUGAAGAUUACCUGACGGUUCUGGAUGCUUAUAUGGAUACAAUUCUUCAAAAUCAGAUGUUUCAGGAUGAUUAUUUGAACAGCAUGUUAGAAGGUAUUGUAGACCGAGCAUGUAAAAAGAAAAUUGUGGAAGAUGAAUUGGCAUCCUUGCAAUCCAUCAUGGUGAAGCUUAUUUCUUAUUUCAGGGAGUUGGGUGAUUUAUUUUCACUGAACCAUUUUUUGGAGAUCUUAGAUGUGAUGUAUGGAGGUUCACGGAAUGUUGUUAAUAUGCACAUUCUUAGCAUGGCAAUGAGGAAUGGUUAUGUAUGUGAUCAAACAAUUGUAAAAUUGCUUUUUGAAGUUUCGCGAUCUUUACAUGAUGGUAUGGAUCUUGCAAAUAUGAAGGAUGAUGAGAGCCAACUGCCAUCACGCUUGAUUAUUCGUUUCAUUCAGUUGGUUGACUACGGGGAAGAGAUGGAACAGCAUCUAAAUUUUUUAGUUGAAUGUCGUGGCAUUUUUGGUAACUUAAGCGAUCUCAAGGAAACUCUUGUUCACUCAAGUAAUGCAUUAGUGACUAAAGCUCUGAAAGGUGGGAAAAAUCGUCUCAGUUUUGUCAAAUCUUGUGUAGCAUUUAGUGAGGUGACGGUUCCUUCUAUCUCUGCUCACAUCAGACAGUUAAAUCUUUAUCUUGAGACUGCUGAGGUUGCCUUGUUAGGGGGUUUAGUUUCCCAUGCAGAUGGGUUGAUAGCUUCGGCAAUGAGCUGUUUACAAAGUUUGCAGUUGGAAGAUGGUUCCCAAAUACAUAUGGAAAUUGAUGGAAUACUCUCCUCCAUUCGAAAAUUAUGCAGCCUUUUGGUUGUGGUUCCAGGUAUUCCUGAUCAGGGAGCUACAAACAUUCUGAAGGGCGUGCUGUCCAUUAUUCAUUCGCUUUCAUGGAUGACACCAAGAAUGAAGACGAGAAUACACUGCUCAUUAGUUUUAUUAUCAGCGGCACUUUCUCAGAAUAAGCUCCCAUACCAUUUGCACCACAGUGAGGUUCUGGGCAAUGACAUGCUAUUCUUUGGUGAUACCUCUUACGCAAGUGAAUUGAUCUCAUUUUCUGAGCCUAUUCUCCGGUACCUGGUUGAUGCCAUUGAUCAAGAACCAUUACAGACUAAUCGUGGAAGCAUGGCACUUGAAGCUUGUAACUGCAUAGCGUCAUCAUUCAAAAUCAACGAUGAUCUAUUGAUGGUCUGCUACAAAUUGAUCGAUACUGCCAAGUCAUGCCUGAGUGUGAACGACAAAUUCCUGCAGUCUACCAUCAAGUUUUUAGACAAGCGCCUUCCACCACCUUCUCCCAUACAAGUCAACUGAGAUAUAUACCGGCAAAUCUUUUACAGUUUUGAUAUACCAGCAAAUUGUUUACAGCUUUGAAGUGUGAAAUACCAAAUAUGGUGUGAAAUAUAUAUUAGGCUAUGAUAAAUUUGACGAUGUUCAGUUGCUCUUAAGCACAGUUAAAUCAACUCUACCAUAAUGGCCUUUUGAUGUUCAAUGGAAAAAUCUUGUUUAGCCAAAA